CCGGCGGGGGACCGAGGGAGCGGCCCCUCUGCUCGUGGUAACGGGGCUGCCGGCACCGGCACCCGCCCCGGGGAUCCCCCUCGAGUCCCCGGCGGGACCCGCUCGGCUUUGGGAGCCACGCCAUGGCAUCUCCAUGGAGUUCAGGUUUUGGGUGGUUUGGUGGUCCCUGCCCCUCGAAUGUGGACCCAGGCAGUUAAAGGACAGCCCCGGGGUUCGGUGCCUGCCCAGGCAGUGCCGCUCUGGGGUUCGGUCCAGGACUAAAUGGCGAGCAAGUGGACUGUUUGAUUGCUUAAGAGAAAGGGCUCUGCUGAGGAUACCCCACAGGAAUCUGUCGGAUAUCUCUGUCGUCCCAGACUCUUCCCUGAUAUGGAACAAAGUGAAGGUGAACAGGAAUCCCAGGCAGAGAGUGACGUGGAGAGCAAGAGCAGCGUGAAAUCCUUGCCUGGGGGAACGGCCCAUGUCAAACUAGAGAUAAAAAAACAUGCAGUUACAGAUGACUACAAACUCUCCAAACGUGUGCUAGGGUUAGGAAUCAAUGGCAAAGUACUGGAAUGUUUCAACAAGGAGACAGGCCAGAAAUGUGCUUUGAAGCUCCUGUAUGACAACCCCAAAGCUCGUCAGGAGGUGGAGUAUCACUGGCGAGCCUCGGGCUGUCCUCACAUUGUCCAUGUCCUGGAUGUGUAUGAGAAUAUCCAUCACGGGAAGAGAUGCCUGCUCAUUGUCAUGGAAUGCAUGGAGGGAGGAGAGCUGUUUAGCAGGAUCCAGGAGAGAGGAGACCAAGCUUUCACUGAGAGAGAGGCCUCUGAAAUAAUGAGAGACAUUGGGACAGCCAUCCAGUACCUGCACUCCAUGAACAUCGCGCACAGAGACGUCAAGCCUGAAAACCUGCUUUACACAUCUAAAGACAAAGACACCGUGCUCAAACUCACAGACUUCGGCUUUGCCAAAGAAACCACCGUAAAUGCACUGCAGACCCCCUGUUACACUCCUUAUUAUGUGGCCCCAGAAGUCCUUGGUCCUGAGAAGUAUGACAAAUCAUGUGACAUGUGGUCAUUGGGUGUCAUCACAUAUAUUCUCCUGUGUGGGUUCCCUCCAUUCUACUCAAACACCGGUCAAGCCAUUUCUCCAGGGAUGAAGAGAAGAAUUCGGAUGGGGCAAUAUGGGUUUCCCAAUCCAGAGUGGGCUGAAGUAUCAGAGGAAGCCAAACAACUCAUUCGCCAUUUACUGAAGACUGACCCAACAGAGAGGAUGACAGUCUCUCAGUUUAUGAAUCACCCUUGGAUUAAUAGAUCAAUGUCAGUGCCACCGACUCCUCUUCACACUGCACGGGUCCUGCAAGAGGACAAAGACCACUGGGAUGAAGUUAAAGAGGAGAUGACCAGUGCUCUGGCUACCAUGAGGGUGGAUUAUGAUCAGGUGAAAAUCAAAGACUUGAAAACGUCCAACAACCGCCUCCUGAACAAGCGCCGCAAGAAGCAGAAGCAGACGGGCGCCUCCUCGGCCGCUCCCGGCUGCAACAACCAGUGAGGGCAGAAGCCAAGGACCUGUGGGUGAAGUGUAAAAGUUAAACAGAGCAAUUUCAAAUCGUAUGAUCGCCUCAGUCCACGCCACAGAGGCAGUGAGAUCGUGAAGAUGCUAUCCUGCAAAGAGGGAACAGUGUGCUACCAUUUUGAUAACUUGAAUCAGGGCUUUGCUUUUGAAGACUAAUGGAUCUGACGUGAUUCUGUUGCAUAUUGCAAGGGAAGGUACAGUAAUGCCAGAAACGUUACAGCUUUUUGGUUUGGCUUUAACUGUGGGACAAGAGGAGAGAACAGGAGGCGGUCUCGGCAUCCUAAUGCACUGAGGCUUUAACAGCCAUCUACAAGAGUAACUUCUGCUGCUGUUUUAAUCUGGAGAAUAGAAAAGUGCCAAGUGUUCUGCUAAGAGUGUUUUGGUAGUUUAGUAGAAUUGGUAAUAGUCUCUAUUUCCAAACUUACCUCCUAUGCUUACAGAAUAUCACCUAAACUGUAGACAGUUAUUCUUGUUACAGGAAAAAGCAUCCAUACAUUUCCAUUUCCAGAAAGUCUUUGUGUAGUCAGACUCACGUGAAGAUUUGAGUUGUCACGGAUUCCCAUUUGAUAACGUGUAAACUUUCUGAGCUGUAGCCAUCAUGUUGUGUCUUUGCCACUGUCAGACCCCUCUCUUGUAAUGUUUUCAAUUUAACUGGUACUUUAUAUGAAGAGUUUCAGUAAGGAUUUGAGUAAUUGUAAGUAUCCUGCAGAGAAUAUUGCUGCUCCCCUUGGAUCCACAACCUCCAGGGCAUACAGCUGCACACACGGGGGAUUGCUUUAGAAGAGAGACUUCUGAAAUUUGGCAAGAUAUGGCAAAUGCAUGUUCUCUGAACCCUUCUGGUAAUUAUCUCCAGAUCCUGUGCCUAAGUUGUGCUGAUCACAGCAAAUUGUGGGGUGUUGGGGUUGGUUUGUUUCCUGAAGGCAGGAGGGGGAGGAUGCAACUUUAUUUAUGGUGAUUUGGUGAUGUUUCAGGAUCCAAAGAUUUUCACCACUAAAGGAAGAUUACUUCUAAGUACAUCCACCCAUUGGUUUUUUCCUAUUUUCAUUCUUAUAGCAUGGGAACCUGGCCUUGGUUUGCUGGUAUGUUUUAUUUUGUGAUCAAAAUAUUUUCUCUCAGUGUAUUUUGGGGUUUGGCUUUAUUUUUAGUUUAGGUGAAGCAAAUGUUUGUGAAAGCAUUAUCAGAUUCUGGGAUGAAAAUUAUGUGCUUCCAGUUGUGCAGGCAAAUACACCUUUGUGGUAGGCACACAGAGUACUGGUGUGUUAAUAGGCUUGGAAGAAUGUAAAAAGACAAAAAGGAAAACAGGGCUCCAGAGCAGAACUGAAUUGUUAGAUCAGAGUGACACACAGCAAAGCUCAGCUCGAGGCUUUGGACCUCAUCUGAGGAGCCCAGUUCCCAUGUUCAGAAUGGUGAGUGAGACCUCAAUUCUCCUUUGUGAACUGGACUUAGGGUUUUGUAACAUGAUUUAUUAAAAUUAGGUUUUAACAUUCCUUCCUUCUGUCAUCCCUGUUUUUGUUGAGUUGUUGCAGAGUUUGCAUUGAUACAUCUGUGUUGAAGGUGACAGGCAAGGGGAGAAGGAAAGUGCUCCAUGAUGUCCACAUUAAAAGGCUGCCCAACUUUGAACAUUUUUGUAAGAACACAAGGUUUUGGUUUUAAAUAUCGAUCUCUGUAAAGUUGUAUUUUUAAAUGAUUUAAUGUUUCAGGUAUCUGUGAUUAUAGCAUGUCCUGUAUGUUUUUGUUUUGCCAUAUUAUUCCAAUGAAUUAUGCAAAUAUUAUUCACUACCUAUAAAUGAAGAGUUGUGAUGUGUUCAGGGUGCAACAGUUGGAUUUAGAGCCAGGUCCAAGUUUCUGUCCCUUUAUCUAAUUUUUUGAGGGAGGUGUGUACAUUAUUGCUGCCAUUCCAUCUCUGUGCCCCAUCAGGGUGAUGGAUGUUCCCAGGGCAAGCAAUGUACAGUGUGCUCUCUUAUCUGCCUCAGGGACAGCACCACUGAAACUGUUGCAAACCAGCCUUUUUCCUCUGCCUAGGCCAAGGUUUGAGCUCUCAGUUCCCUCCUGGCUUGUCAGUUCAGUCUGGAUCUCCAAGAGGUGUCUGUUCCUGGGUGGUUUUCUGUAGAAAACCUGCAAAACACACCUGGGCCUGAUUCCUGCCUGUGGGGUUCCAGCAUUUACUGCAGAUCAGAAGCUGGAUCUGAGGCAUCUGGCACAGCACCUUCAGCUUUGUGUUCCUGUGUGGCAGGACAAUCCCAUCUCAUUAAACUCAGCCUAACAGUUCUUGCCUUUUACUCUGCAGCGACGGCGCCCAGGAAUGCUGUAAAGCCCUACAGGAACCGAGAAGGGCCUCAAAAUGGCAGACAUGGAAAUGGAUGCAAGUAUUGGACAGGGGGAAGGAGGAGACUCCUUGGGAGCUGGGAAACAGCUGCCCUGCGAUGUCUGGAGCCUCAAACUGCCACUCUGCUCCAGGCACCGCUGCCUUCUGCAGCCCAGUGGAGCAGGACAGCUCCUGUGUUACCUGGAGCUGGGAGGGGCUGCCAGGGACCGGGUUUGGGGUGUCAGCAUUUCCCCAGCAGGGCCUGUGUGCUCCGUGGGGAUGUGGGGAUGUACGGAGCAUCCAAUGGACUCGGCUCUGCCCAACCCCACUGCACCACCAGCCCCUGCCCUGCCAGCUUGGAGAGCUCCCCAAAACCAGCCUGCUCCCCAAAUCUGAACCUGCCAUCAGCUCCCCAAACCUGAACCUGCCAUCAGCUCCCCAAAUCUGAACCUGCCAUCAGCUCCCCAAAUCUGAACCUGCCAUCAGCUCCCCAAACCCGAACCUGCCAUCAGCUCCCCAAAGCUGAACCUGCCAUCAGCUGCCCAAAUCUGAACCUGCCAUCAGCUCCCCAAAUCUGAACCUGCCAUCAGCUCCCCAAAGCUGAACCUGCCAUCAGCUCCCCAAAGCUGAACCUGCCAUCAGCUCCCCAAAUCUGAACCUGCCAUCAGCUCCCCACCCCUGCCAUCAGCUCCCCACCCCUGCAGUAUCUCAGGCCCUGCUCUGUGGCGCUGCUGAGGGCAGUGUCCCUCUGGCUGCCAGCAGGGCUCUGGGCAGGAGGCUCCUCCUCCCUGCAUUCACACACAUUAUAAAGAGCCCUGGUGAGCUGGUGCUGGUGUUUGGGUCUUGCCUCUUCCCCCAGCCAUGUCAUAUAAUAGUCUUUUUAGAACCUGCUGCUCAGGAUCCAGAUUUAUAGCCUGUUUUUAGAAAGGAUAGGCUAUUACAGAACUGAUUAUGCAUUUGCAUAUUCAUCAGCCAUAUAGAGGAGGUAAAGAGCUGGGAAGGGACAGAAGAAAUGAAUGGUCAAUAGAGAAGGCUUCAAGGAGAACACAGAUUAAAAGGUCUAUUUAUUUUUUACGGCAGAAGCUAAAAAAAGGGUUGUGCACAAUUCCCCACCCCCAUCCCUUUUCCCAGCGAUUGCUCAUGGCCCACUGCUUCCUCUUGUGUUUCUCUGCACUGCUCCUCACACACGUGGUUCAUGUCCUCUCACCAGUGCUCUUGCUCCAAUCCACGCACAAAAGUGUGGAAAUUCCCUUCCUCUCCUUCCCAGCUUUUGUAUUCCACGCUUUCUUGCCUCUUUGUCCACAUGUGCCACAUGGUGAACCUAGGUUUGAUGUGGUACAAUUAAAAACUCACAUUCAUGAUAAGCUCUUGGCCUAAUUCUGUGUUUUUCUAUUUGUCAAAACCCAGCAUGCGGUCCUGGGAUUGCUUUUCUGUCUUAACACUUCACUGCCUUGAGUCUGGAGGCCCAAUUACGUAAGUGCUUCUGACUUGUCUGACAUGAGGGAUAAUGAGAAUGCUACAUACUCAGUUUGAUCUAAUUUCCCUGUCCUCUUUUCAAUUCACACUUUAUUUGGCCCGUGUUUAGACAAAGGUGCUUUUGAGAAGAGAAAGGUUUAGUGAGGAGGAGAGAGCCAAAGGUUUUAAUUAUUUGCAGGGAAUCAUGAGCACUUGUAUUUUUUAGACCCGUGGCCCAGGUGGGGAGGAGGUGUUAAUGUGUGCUCAGCUGCUCUGAUGUGUUCUCCUGCUUAGCCCAAGGAUGGAGCCAGCUCAGCUAACAAACCUCAGGGACAAGGAGAAAGGAGCAAGCAGGGAAUGACUUCAUGUGCAGGUGAACUCAGAUUUUUCUAGGAAUAAAUGUUUGGGGGAGUUUUAUUGUGGAAAUAUCAGAAUCUUCUUUUUCCUGGGUUCCAGUGUUUCCCCUCUUCACCCAACUGUUCUCAAUAGUGGAGCUGGCAUAGCUGAAAAUGGACAUAGUUAAUUCUCUUUUAGAGAGCCUAAAAAGGAUGAAGGCAAUGAAGCAAACUUGAGAGACAGAGAACACAUACUCAAAAUCCCAAAACAAAAAUAACUUGUUAAAAAUUCUUGCAAGCUAACAGGCAAGUCUUCAGCUUUGUGCUUAAAUGUAUCUCACCUUUGGAAAAUUGAGGUUAGAGCAAGCCUAGGUAAUAACAUUUUCUGAAGAAAUGUUUCCCUGAAAUCUUUGCACCAGGUAAGAAAACUCUUUUUGAGAAUUAAGUCCAGCUUUAAAAUAGGAUUAUAUCUUUUCACUUUGUGUGGUUAGAGGAAUUUAAUGGAGCAAAGGGAGCAGAAAUGGGGGAUAAUAUGUCAUGUUGAAAAAUAAGAUUAGAAAUGUCUGCUGUUGUGUUCUACUCCACCUUACUUUUUUACUGCAAGUGCUACCUCUGUACAGAUAUAGCAAGAUAGAUUCAAUUCUUUAUUAGUCUUUUUUAGCACUGGAGAAGGAGGAUGUUGCUGCACUCUAGGGAAAUGGGGAAGAUAACCCUGUGACUGUAGAUGAACAUCUAUUCUGGUAAAUCUGUAAAUGAUGCCUAGCAUUAAAUUUAUUUUAAAAUUUCCUGCCUCAUGAAUCUGCCAGAUGCCAGAGUCUCACAGGUCUGCUCUAACUGCAUUAUGGGACAGAGACAUCACUGUCAGUGGGUUUCCUCCUGCUAUUUGGGACCACAAAAAGGAGCAGUUGCUGAAAUCUACUGCAGUGGUUUUAAUUUCCAAGAGCCAAAAGAGGAAAGAGUGUCUUUCAAAUCGCUGGAGAUGACAGAAAGGACCAGGCUGUCUUUUAUCUGGGGAGGGGUAUCUUGACCUUCACUUCAGCUCCCAGAGCUGCUGAUAUCAAACAUCUUUUAUCUCUGUGGGGCUGCUGGCCCUGGUGAAACCUCUGCUGCUUUGACACCACUGUGAGCCAGGGAAAGUCACUCACUGGGCCCAUGGGUGCAAACCACUGAGAAUUCUUGGUGCUGGGGCUACAGGGAAGCUCAAUAAUGCCAAAAAGGAGGAGCUGCAUUCUUUGCUUCCAUGUUAGGCUUCUAAGUGUCUGAAUUUUCCUGCCUCGAGGUCCAUCCCAGUACUGCCAGUCUAGCAGCCCUUUCUUCAUUUGUUAACAGGGAGCACAAAUUUGGGGACUUCUUUUGGGGACUGCAUUUCUUUCUCUGAAUUUCAAAGCUGGAAUGAAACUCUUAAACAGCAUAGGUAUUUUGCCUGAUGUGUUCUCCCCAAACUUUCAGGCUAAUCCAUUUGGGAAACAUGGAAGAUGUUCCCAAGAGACUUCUUAUUGCUUAGCUACUGAAGCACCUGCUAAAACUGAGCUCUUUUAAAAACUGAAAAUUAUUCAAAUGCGAAAAAGAGUGGGUUGAUCUGGAAAAAAACUUCUCAAAAGACUAAAAUUAGCAUGGAAUGUGUUAGAAGAGAAAUACUGGUGGGGGAGGAGGACUAAGGUUUUGUGGUUUGUUUUUUUUUUUAAAUAAAAAUGCUACUGCUUAAGUAAUGAUCAAGGAAAUUCUGGUUAGGAUAUCAGCUGCUGCUCCAACCCAGAGCAGUUCCCGGAUUCAGAAAUAAUUAUGUUUUCCUAAAGAUAGAUCUACAGUACAGACUCCAGGGGUUUUUUUCUGAGUUAGUCUAAAGCAAGGAUCAGCUUGAUGUUUAUAAAUGAAACUAUUGAGUAAAUGCUGCUAAUGAACCAAAUAAAUAG
This is a messenger RNA of Hirundo rustica (Barn swallow), 7559 nucleotides long. It is a transcript of the gene MAPKAPK3, whose product is annotated as MAPK activated protein kinase 3. Gene Ontology annotation, cellular component: cytoplasm; nucleus. The coding region runs from base 367 to 1527 and encodes 386 amino acids. Lineage: Eukaryota; Metazoa; Chordata; Aves; Passeriformes; Hirundinidae. Gene Ontology annotation, biological process: response to cytokine; toll-like receptor signaling pathway; protein autophosphorylation. Gene Ontology annotation, molecular function: calmodulin binding; ATP binding; calcium/calmodulin-dependent protein kinase activity. The record is from RefSeq and is a predicted model, not a curated record. The transcript has 11 exons.